This is a messenger RNA of Lagenorhynchus albirostris (white-beaked dolphin), 8757 nucleotides long. It is a transcript of the gene THSD1, whose product is annotated as thrombospondin type 1 domain containing 1. The transcript has 8 exons. Gene Ontology annotation, cellular component: cell periphery. The coding region runs from base 1623 to 4157 and encodes 844 amino acids. The record is from RefSeq and is a predicted model, not a curated record. Lineage: Eukaryota; Metazoa; Chordata; Mammalia; Artiodactyla; Delphinidae.
AAGAAAGAAAAAAAAACACAAAAUCAGUUGUGAUUAAGAACUUCUUUAAAAAAUGGUUGUCAUGGGGAAGCAAGCAAUUUGGGAGAAGCCAGUACAACUUCUGGGGGCCAGGGAUAGCUUGUUUCUCCUUACUUCAAUUACUGAGUAGCAGUGACUAAAAGGAAGCAUUUUAAUUGCCCUAAGUGCCCACACUUGCCUGGGAGAUACGAUGAUGCUCACCUGCUGUCUUUGGUCAGGUUUCCCAAUUCAUAUUCAAGGAAACGAUUGGGUCAAAUCCAUGCCUAAUUCCAACAAAACUGAAUUUUCUUUUUUUUUUUGUUGGGGAGGGUGGGAGCCUUAAUCAUCUGCAUGAUUACACUUCCUAUCUCUGCUUCUCUUUGAGGAAGUACAGCAUUUCCUUUGCUCAAACAACUCCUACAGAAAGAAAGCUAAUAGAGACACACCAAUUUCCUUUCCAUUGAAUUUUUGAUUAUUUCAGUCAGUCCUCUUAAUUCCCUUAAUUUCUGUCUUAUCCGAAGGGAUGUGAUGUACGUAUAUUUGGAAUAUAAUAUACUUAUUAAAAACAGAUUAACUGCAUAAUGGAGGGGAAUGUAAACAUUAAGAAAAUAUAUAUUUGUUUUAUGUUUAGUACCCCAUAGUUUCCUAGACUCAAGUUUCCUAAGACUCAAGUAUGAAAAAUACUGGCUCUUAAAUGCCCCGCAUCUUAUUCUGUUGUCUAAUAGUCUGUUUAUAUCAAAAUAAGUGCCUCUUCUCACAAAUCAUUCUGAACCACAGGCCAUCAAGGCCUUCCCUGCCCUCCUAGGUGGUCUGGGAAGAUUGCUGCAUGAAAUCAUCCAUCUCCUGAUGGCAUGCCAGCCAGCAGCAACAAGUACUGGAAGGCUGACAAAGAUGAUAGCUGUUACUUGUUUUCUCUUUAGAGUGCCGUAACCAAGGGAAGUCUGGACCACCUGGAGUUCACAUUUAAUUGCAAUAAUCUAGGUAUAUAUAUUUUUAAAGGUUUGAUAGUUUUGAUAUAGCUCCUAGGCAUUCAGAAAUGAAGCAAUCCAGAGAACACACCAAUUGUGCAAGAAGGACAGUGUUCAUAAACCCAUUUGUGGAAGCAAGGCAGGUCUACACAGCACGAUGCAAAACGAAAGUUUGGCAAAACUUUAGUCAGUCGAUUAACUGGCAUAUUAACUCUGCCAAGCACAUAAAUAUGUGAAGAUAUAACAUUAUCCAGGUUGGCAGGGAGCUUUGAUGAAAUUAAGCAGAGAACAACCAACUCUCCACUUAAGGAUGUGCUAGAAAGGUAAGAGACGCGGUGUUUUGCAGAUAGUCUUGGUGUUGGGCAGACCUGAAAGUUCUUAGCAGGUGAGCUAUAAUGGAAGGAAAGGACAUGUAAAUUACAGAUCAUUUCCCUGGGGGAACAGUAAUGUCCUUGCUGUUUUCUUUUCAGUAUUAACUAGGCAGUUUGACUUCUUAGAAUGGUUUUGUCAUCUCAGGAUUACUAUUUUAUGAAUCACACUGAACAGAGCCAACGUCUUUUUGAAGUUCUAAUUGCAGGUGUUUUUGAAGAAAAAUUCACCAUUUGGAUGUGAGGAAGGACAUGAGGAGACCAAAGACCUGGGAUUUUGCUGAUCAGAAUGAAACAAAUGUUGAAAGACUUCUCAAAUCUAUUGUUGGUGAUGCUCUGUGACUAUGUUCUUGGAGAAGCUGAAUAUCUCCUUCUGGGGGAACCGGGCCAUGUAGCACUAAGCAACAGGACAGUGUCUGUGGAUUUCCAGUAUUUGGAUGGCGCCAAUGGGACGCUGAGGAAUGUCUCUGUCCUGCUGUUGGAGGCCAACACCAAUCAGACUGUUACCACCAAAUACCUCCUGACCAACCAGUCCCAGGGGACCCUCGAGUUUGAGUGCUUCUACUUCAAGGAGGCCGGCGACUACCGGUUCACGAUGACUCCGGAAGCCACAGACAGCAGCCCUCCGGUCCCCUGGUGGGAGAGGAGCGCCUUUCUGAAGGUGGAAUGGCCUGUCUUUCAUGUUGACCUGAACAGGACAUCCAAGGCAGCUGAAGGCACCUUCCAGGUGGGCCUUUUUACCAGUCAGCCGCUGUGCCUGUUCCCCGUGGACAAGCCCGGCAUCUUGGUGGAUGUCACCUUCACCAACAGCCUUCCGGAGGCAAGGAUGAGUCCGGGCCAGCCGCUGGAGAUAAGGGCUAGCAAGAGGGCAGAACUCGCUCAAGGCCAGUGGGUUGAGUUUGGCUGUGCACCUGUGGGGCCGGAAGCCUAUGUCACCGUGGUGCUGAAGCUGCUCGGCGGGGACUCGGUCAUUACGUCCACAGGCCCCAUUGACCUGGCCCAGAAGUUUGGAUAUGCACUGGUGAUGGCGCCAGAGCUCACCUGUGAGUCCGGGGUGGAGGUGAGGGUGCUGCCCCCGCCAUGCAUCUUUGUCCAAGGGGUGAUCGCUGUCUUCAGGGAGGCCCCCAGACGCCCUGGGGAAAGGACCAUCCGGUUGGCUGAAAACAGUCUGACCUUGGGAGAAAGGAGAACAGUAUUCAACUGCACUUUGUUUGACGUGGGGAGGCAUAAAUACUGCUUUGACUUUGGCGUCUCAAGCAGAAGCCAGUUUUCUGCAAAGGAGAAGGAGUGCAUGCUAAUUCAGAGAAAUAUAGAAACUUGGGGACUGUGGCAGCCGUGGAGCCAGUGUAGUGCCACGUGUGGGGACGGUGUCAGAGAGCGUCGCCGCCUGUGCCUGCCCUCCUCCCCCUCCCGACCUGGCUGCCCUGGAAUGUCCUCGGAGAGCUCCCCAUGUUCCCUGGAGGACUGUACGGCUUUCCAGCCAUCCAGUCCGUCUCCUUUCCAGCCCCAGACUCCCGUGAAGUCCAACAACAUCGUGACGGUCACUGGGAUAUCCCUGUGCUUGUUCAUCAUCGUGGCCACUGUGCUCAUCACGCUGUGGCGGAAGCUGGGCCGCGCCCCCAAGUGCAGCACCCCAGUCCACCACAACUCCCUGCACGCGCCCGGCUGCUGGAAGAACUCAGACGAGGAGAACAUCUGCGAGCUGAGCGAGCCCCGUGGCAGCUUCUCAGAUGCUGGCGACGGGCCGGCGGGGAGCCCCGCGGGCCAGGGCAUCCCUCUGACCUACCGGCGGAGCGUGCCGGCGCCCCCCGAUGACGAGACCUCGGGCAGCGAGAGCUUCCAGUCCAACGCCCAGAAGAUCAUCCCACCCCUGUUCAGCUACCGCCUGGCCCAGCAGCAGUUGAAGGAGAUGAAGAAGAAAGGCCUGACGGAGACCACCAAGGUGUACCACGUGUCCCAGAGCCCCCUGACGGACACCGCCAUCGACGCCGCCAUCGCCGCACCCCCGGGAGGCUCCGAGAGCCCCGAAGAAGCCGCGGCCGGCAAGUUCCGCCUCAAAUCCCCGUUCCUGGAGCAGCCGCCCGCGGUCGGCGCCGGGGACAGGCCCCCCUCCCGGCUGGACCACCCGCUCUCGCCGGCCAGCUGCGCCGUCAGCCCCAGCCAGAGCCUCCUCCGCAAGUCGCAGAUGAGGAGCCACCCCCGGGGGUCCUAUUUCCGGAGGACGGCAAGUUUCCACGAGGCCAGGCAGGCCCGACCGUUCCGGGAGCGGAGCCUGUCCACCCUGACCCCCCGGCAAGCCCCCGCCUACAGCUCCAGGAGCCGGACGUGGGACCAGGCGGGAGAGCGAGUCCGGCCCCCAAGUCGAGGCGCUGCCCUGUUUCCGGAGAAACGGGACCACUGUCCAGGGGCAGGUGGAAGCAGUGGCCCGUUAAGCCCUUUCCCUAAACCCCACACCCUGGGGCAGCCCACGAGGAAACCAGACCUGGGGGAUCGCCAGGCAGGGUUCGUGGCGGGAGGUGAGAGAACGGAGCCUCACCGGGCUCGGAGGGGACCAUCCCCCAGUCACAGGAAUGUCUCAAGGAAGCGGCCUUCCUCCCCGGCCCCCAGAGAUAGCUACCAGAGGGUCAGUCCUCUGAGCCCUUCUCAGUGUCGGAAAGACAAGUGUCAGAGCUUCCCCGCCCACCCGGAGUUCGCCUACUACGACAACACAUCCUUCGGCCUCACUGAGGCGGAGCAGGGGAUGCUGGACCUCCCGGGAUAUUUUGGGUCAAACGAAGAGGAUGAAACCACGAGUACGCUGAGUGUGGAGAAGCUGGUCAUCUAGACCGAGAUCAGCCUGAGACUUCACACAACAGGGGUCCUUUGCCCACCUCAGGGUAUCAGCUGCUCGCAUUGUUUUGUGGACUGUUUUGUGUAACUAUUUGUACAGCAGGACAGGAUGUGGGGAGGUGGUAACUGACACCGGUGUCCGCAUGUGUUUUAAUUCAUAAGGAAGAAGUUAUUUAUCCGGAGCUUUUCCCUUCGUUAUCCUGUUUCUAUUGGCUUAUUACUGCUAACUCUGAUAAUAAAAAUUUAAACGAGUGCAAUAGGGCUUGGUCUCUCAUGUGAAUAUGAAAAAUGACAAGAUGCAACUUGCCAGGUUCCAACUUGAAACAAACCUGAGAGUUUCAACAGGAAGAAGGGCUGGAACAAAGUAAGCUCGCCAAUACAACCCCGAACUGUAAUUUAUUAAGUUUUAAAUCCUUCAGAAUUUGACUCCUGCGCGGGCAGUAUUGAACAGGUUUUAUAUUUGACUGAUUAAGUCAAUUAUGGCUAUUCCUAGGUUACCUAGAAUUGGUGAUACCACAAGAUAUUCCAGAAGAACUUUCAGGCCAGAGUUGGGUGAUAUCUUACUGUUUUUUACGCAAGAAAGAGUGCUGGGGACUCGACACAAACUUUAUGUGAGUUAGUUCUGCUUUGGAGAAAGAAUAUAAGAAGCUGAUCGUUCAGGUAGUGAGUCCAAUGAAGACCUGUCCAUCAUUGUUCUGAGCAAAAAGUAAACAUUUUGGAAAGGAAGGUGUUGUCUCCCAGGAGAGCAUCAGCUGGAACCCGGGCAGUGGGUGCCGCCUGGCAUCAGGAUGCUGACUAUGUGCUCGUGGACCAAGCUGCAGCCAGGACCCCAGGAGUGUCAUUCUGAAACUGAAAGCUGUGUUCUCGUUCCAAGUUCACAGGCUUGUGUGCCAACCUUUGACAGAAGGUAUGCGUGCUUGGUCCAGACCUCACAAUGAAUUUCCAAAAAAUUGUUCUUAUCAGACUGAGACAAAAACAGCUAUGGGGAAGGUGAAAAUUAGAGAAAAACAGUAUGAACAGAAAGAUCUUCUGUUAAAUUACGUUCUUCCCCUGUAUAUCAUGCAUUUAACUUAAUAUCACAGUGAAUUAAUACCAGCAUAUAAUAUGUUCACCAUCUGCCUAGCCCGGUUUUCUGUGGGUCAAUCUCUGCAUUUCAAAGUUAAGCGAAUUUGGCCUCUGUCUCUGAGAAAAAGAAAAGUGGGUGCUUCGGCACUGUCUUUGGUGGUUAAGUGGUUAACUUCCUUAGAAAUAAUCUCCUAUUCCUCACGAGCAUGUCCCUAGGUCCUAGCCCCAGUGGCUGCCAUUACGUAGGCGCUCAAUAAAGAUUUGUUGACUAAAUGACCGGCUAUUCAAAAGCCCUCAAACUAUAUUUGUGGUUGAACCAGAACAAUUCUGUGUAACGCUUUAAAUCUUAAACCAUUGAGAAUGAGAUGUGUUCCUGCGAGAUACUGUGGGGUUUUUAAUUUCUAGAAGUAUCCAAAAAUGAAGAAAUCCUUAUCUUUUGGGGAUAAUACCCUCCCUGGCUGAAGAUGAAGGUAUCUCUAGAGCCUUUCGCAGUGUCUGUACACAGUAGUUAACAAAUACUGCAUGUAUAUGAGAGAGUGGCUUCCAUGUGGGUUGGGUACCCCGUCUUCCUAGCAAGUCUUCUAUUCACCCCCCUGCCCGGAGUCUGCCCCACCUCGUUGGGUCAGUUGCUCUCCAGAUGUGACUUCUAAAGCGGAUUUAUUUCAUAGAGCCGAGAGCCCUCGGUGUGCCACGCCCUUGCCACAAUUGCGCAAAUGAUGACUAGCCCUUCCUACCCGUGUUCUCUCCUCAAGCUCUGUUCCACUCCAACCUGACCCACAAAAUAUAAAACUGCUGUUUUACAACUUUGAUGAGUUCUCACUUGAUUCUAGAUAUGUAACUUGUAAAAUGGUAUUGCACAGUUUAUUCUGGGCAGUUUCUGAGUCAUUUUUAUACACAGAGGACAGCAUACUGUAAGUGCGUCGUAUUAUGUAAGGGCUUGUUUCUCCAGGUCAUACCAGCUGAGUCAUGGUUUGGAAAAUAAGAAGUAUUUGGCAUAGUCAAAAGCAUAUAAGUUUAAUCCUGGCCCUUCCCGUUCUAGCUGUGUGAUCUUAGGCAAGUCACUUAAUCACAUGAGCCUCUGUUUUUCAAGUGUAAAAUGGGCACAAUCAUCCCUAUCCUUGCUACUGAAGGUUCAAGGUGGGGACUUGAGUAAGAGAGAACAAGAGACUAAGCAAUUUCAAUGGAUUUCUGGAAGACUAAGCACAUGGAAGAACACUGAGUGGGAGAAGCUAUAGCCCAGGAUGUGCUUGGAGGGUCUUGCAGAAGACAGGGGAGCCUCCCUCUGUGCUAGAACCUUGCUGAGGCUGGGGACUCGGAAAAGUUAUCGGAAUGACUAGAAGAUGGAAGAUAGUGAAGAUCUCUAUACAAGAUGGUCAUCCUCCAUCCCUGUUCCUCAACUCUGGUGCCAGGAACCCCCAGCAACUGGAUGUUCAAUCACAGAGAAAACCAAAACCAACCAACCGAUGACCAGAGGGGACUUUUAUAAAGAGAGUGAAGGAUCUUUCUGAGAAAACUUGGGCAGCUGCAGCUGUUGGUACCGCGGCACAAAGUCAUCUACAUUCCGGCAUUUGAGAGGCCUCAGCACAACGAUCAGAUCUCUGACUAUUCACCCUAAAUUGAAGCCUGCCAAUCAGCAACUUCCACAUACGUGCUAAGAGUCCGAGUCAGCCUUUCUCCUAUCUCAUUCUUAACAGCCUGACAACUGGAGUCACCAAACAUUUGAGAAAAACCUACAGUAUGACAAAGAAAGGUAAACAGAGAAGAACCGACCCCAGAAGAAACAUAAUUCAGGGAAUAUAAGAAGAGCCAAAUAAAAAUCCUACAAAAUGAGUUACUUAUCACUAGAGAGAUGUGAAAUGAUAUUACAUCUGUUAAACAAGAACAUGAUGCUACAAAAAGGAAGAGUCAGAAAAUGGGAAGGAACUCUUGGAAAUGGUAUAUUCAACAGAUAGAUCAAUAGAUGAGUGAAACAAGUUUGGCAAGUGUUAACAGUUGUUGAAGUCUGGUGGUGGAUAUGUAAGUGUUCCUGUACUAUUCUUCCAACUUUUCUGAAUACUGGAAAAUUUCAUUAAUAAAUUUUUGAAAAAACAAAAAAGAUAACAGUUUGACAUAAAAUUCACUGAAGAAGUGAAUCCUGCUUUUGACACUUAGUAGCUACAUGACAGCAGUGAUGCCAAGAGAUGGUUCUUGGGGAGGGAAUGGGAACUGGGGGAGACUUGAUUCUAUGCAGAUCCUCCAUGGAGCUACCACCUGUGCCACCCAGAAGCAGAAGGGCAGCAUGCUUUAGCGCAAACCUCCUAAACACUACAUUUUGUCUCCGAAGGCCCACCCACCAAAAGCUAUGUGACCCGGGUGAAGUACUUAAUUUAUCCAUGGACCUAGUUUCGAGUAGAUCUGAAGGAUGAAGAGGAAAGAGGAGUUUAGGAUGACUUCCAGAAUUCUGGCUGGAGUGACACCUCAGGAAGAGGAGGCGUAGGCAUUCCUGGGGGGUUGGGAGGUACUUCAGGCCAAAGGACUCAAAGAAUGACCUUCUCUGUGGAAGCAGUGUGGAGGCUCAGAGUCAUCUAAUUUUAACAACAUGGGAUUUCUGCUUGUAUCCCAAGCUGAUGGAGAGGAACGAAGCAAUUAUGUCUGUUCUUUCAAAUGUUCUAUAAUGAGCAUAUAUUGCUCUAUUUGUAAAUAGAGAUUAUUGUUAAAGCCUUCCUAUGGUGUAAAGCUCAGAAACGGCAAAAACUGCUACAGGAGGUUGUAUAUUAUGAGCUAUAUUUUUAAUUGAGCAUUUAUAUGGUUGUGUGCUAAAAUUAAGCUUUUAAGUGCAUGCAUUUGAACCGAUAAACUCAGUUUAUGUCAGUUGAUGUUUAACAGCAAGAUGCAGCUUGAUGUGUUUUGCCAGCAGUUGAGGGAGAAACUGACAACAGCUACAACCACAGGAUGGGACAUCCAACCCCGGCAGCGAAGGUGGCAUCCGGAGUAGAGACAAGAAGUGUGUUUCCUUCUCUGUAGUCAGUGUCACAACCCCGUGCUGCUCAAUUGCUCAGAAUCGUGUGUGUGAGAGCUGGGAGCAGGGAUCGUAUAUACUAUUCUUCCGUGUCUCAAGCAGCACUUGUAGGGGAAGGUUCAUUGUCUCUGGAAUCUUGGCUCUGCCAUCCCCCAGCUUGUGUGUGGUACAUCACUGCUGUGGACUUCAGUUUUCUCAUCCAUAAAGGAAGGAGAAUCUCUUCUUGCUGGACUGUUGAUGAUAUUGAGUGAGUUGAUGUGCACCCUAAAUCCAGUGAUGAAUGGCCUUAUAAGGAACAAAAAAAGGAGAAGAACAGAGAGAUACAGAAGAGAAGGCCAUGUGAAGAUGGAGGCAGAGACUGGAGUGAUGUGUCUACAAACCAAGAAACACUAAGAAUUGCCAGCAGCCACCAGCUAGGUGAGAUGCAGACUCUCCCCCAGAGAUUCCAGAAGGAACCCACCAUCACCAGCAUCUUGAUUUUAGACUUCUGGCUUCCAGAACUGUGAGAGAAUAAAUUUCUGUUGUUUUAAGA